UCACGAUCGCCGGUAAAACGCCGCAAACUUGAAGCGCGACUGCAGGCGAGUCACCCCGAAACACAUUACGAAGGCAGCUCAAAGGUUUUUAUAUGCCUAUGUUAAUUUAACACGAGCUGCUGCAUAACGUGAAAUGCAACAUAGAGUCAGCCAAAAGAAACCAGCGCUGUCCUCUACUGAUUAUAGAAGUGAUGAAGUGAGUCAAACUGUACAUUCCAACCAAAUAUGUAACAUGUUUGCAUGACUAAAGAAAUGUAAUACAAUUUAUAUAAUAUGUCUUUUUGAAAGCUAUUCUCAUUCAUUGCUGUCUCAAGCAAAGACAGUGCGCUCUUUCUUCAAAUAGGCAUGCCAUGAGCCAAUAGCCUUUGAGUGUGAGCCCUGUCAGAGCGUUUCAUUGGUUGAAUGAACUGAAUGAAUACGCCCUACUUAACGAGUCAAUUGAGUCAAAUGGGAUUGAACGAACUGGAACAUGUCGUUCAUGGUCUAAUACUCUGCGUUCCAACAAUGCAUAUCUAGUUACUGGAAUUUUCUGAAAAAUAAAGAAUUGCUCUGCGCCAAAAGGCGCGUUCGCUGCAGCUUUGAAACGCGCGCACUCGUGGUGUGACAGCGGAGAGAGACGGAGGCAGUCAAUCCUCUGCUGCGGGUCCCGAUCGUGUACACCCGGCGUGAUUCAUGAGCAAGCAUUCAGGAGGGAAGUUGAUCUGUUAUUAUUAUCAUGGCCUCUAUCUCGGAGUGGUACGCUGAGAAGAACGUGCUGAUCACGGGGGCGACGGGCUUCAUGGGAAAGGUGCUGGUGGAGAAACUCCUGCGCUCGUGCCCGAAGGUGAACGGCAUUUAUAUUCUCGUCAGGCCGAAGGCGGGUCAAUCCAUGCAAGAACGCGUUCAAGAUAUGAUGACGUGUAAGCUGUUUGACCGCGUACGUGAGGAUAAUCCAGAGUUUCAUCAGAAGGUCAUUCCCAUCAGCAGCGAGCUCACACAGCCCGGAUUGGCCAUCAGUCCAGAGGAUGUGCAGAAACUCACCUCCUGUAUCAACAUCGUCUUUCACUGUGCCGCCACCAUCCGCUUCGACGAACCGCUCAAACACGCCCUGCAGCUGAACGUCAUCGCCACGCAACAGCUCCUGUCUCUGGCGCAACAGAUGCAACACCUGCACGCGUUCAUCCACAUCUCCACCGCAUACGCCAACUGCAACCGCAGACACAUCGAUGAGGUCAUCUACCCUCCGCCCGUCGAGCCCAAGAAGCUCAUCGACUCUUUAGAAUGGAUGGACGACGGCAUUGUAUGUGACAUCACACCACGACUAAUAGGGGACCGACCCAACACGUACACCUUCACCAAAGCGCUGGCGGAGUGCGUCAUCCAGCAGGAGAGCCACAAACUCAACAUUGGCAUUAUAAGACCGUCUAUCGUAGGAGCCAGCUGGCAGGAACCCUUCCCAGGGUGGAUAGACAACUUUAAUGGACCAAGUGGUAUUUUCAUUGCUGCUGGGAAGGGCAUUCUGCGUACCAUGAGAGCCAGCAAUGACGCCGUGGCUGAUUUAAUACCCGUAGAUGUGGUUAUAAACCUCACACUGGCUGCAGGCUGGUACACCAGUGUACACAGACCAAAAACGUCACUAGUGUACAACUGUACGACAGGGGGCAUUAACCCCUUCCACUGGGGAGAGAUCGAGCAUCACGUGAUGUCCACGUUCAAAAGGAACCCGCUGGAGCAGGCCUUCCGUCGUCCCAACGCCAACAUCACCUCCAAUUACCUGAUGAACCAGUACUGGAUUCUAGUCAGUCACAAGUUCCCUGCAUUCAUCUAUGACCUCUUCCUGCGUCUGUCCGGACAGAAACCGCAGAUGACGCGCAUAUUCAACCGUCUGCACAAAGCCAUCGGUCUGCUGGAGUACUUCAGCAGUCAAGACUGGGAGUGGAAAUCUGACAACAUGCACAUGCUGAUGAGUGAACUCAGCCCGGAGGAUCGCAAGACGUACAACUUUGACGUUCGCCAGCUGAACUGGCCGGAGUACAUCGAGAAUUACUGUAUUGGGACCAAGAAGUAUGUUCUGAACGAGGAUAUGUCUGACAUUCCUGCUGCCAGACAACACUUGAGGAAGCUGAGAAACAUCCGAUACACGUUCAACACCGUGUUGCUGGUCUUCAUCUGGCGUGUUUUCAUCGCUCGCUCUCAGAUGGCCAGGAACAUCUGGUACUUCGUCGUGAGCUUGUGCUUCAAGUUCCUGUCGUACUUCAGGGCGUCCAGCACUCUGAGCCAAUGACCGCAGCGCACAGGAAGUGUGUGUCCUCUUCCUCCACGACUUCCUGUCCCACGCACAGAUAUUUCUUUAGCUUUCCUCACCGUCCGCUCGUCCUCCUUACCGCUCUAUUGAUGACGUGUCUGCUAUUUUUUAAAGUGUCUCCUUUUAUAAUGACUGUCCUUAAUACCGAUUAUAUAUGCAACUGCAUUUACAGUGUUUAUCCUUUUUAUCUGGUGGCCAUUCAAUGUCCAGAGAUGUUGCCUUUGUGUCUUCUGUUGAUUUUUUAGCUUCUUCACAACAGACAGUGUUCUAGCAAAGGACCGGCAUCUUUAUGGAGGUUUUUAGCACUAACCACUGAAGCUCUGCUGACAUCAGCGUUAUCUCUGUCUGUCUGUUUUAAUAUCGUGUCAAGUCUGCGUUACUAUCAGCAGUAACAAGGGCAUGAUCUCUAGUUUUCAUGAUCUCUACUAUUUUUAUUAUUUUAGGUAUUUCGUUCAGGUUUGUGUUUCUGGUUGUUUAAAUUGCAUCUUGUACAAAUGAUUAUUUAUAUCAUUUAACUCACCACAAUGUGUCACAUUUCACCCCUAAAUAGGAAGGCGGACAAAAGAAAUUAGGACAAGUCAGACUUAUUUGCAUUGUGUCACAAUUUAAGGAAUUUCACAAAUGGUCAUUCUUAAUGUAAUACAGCUUUUAUUUCAUACAGUACAGAAUAACUUAAUACAGUGUUUUUAUUAUUUAAAUCAGAAUAGAAUAGAAUAUGAACUAAAGGCAGAACAGCAAUAACGCCAUGAUCUAAUAAUACUACUAAUAAUUUUAAUUAUGUGAUCUGUGCUACAACAUUGAGAAGGAUCUGGGUGGAAUUCCAAAAAAAGUGACACAAUUCAAAAAAGGCUUUAUUGUCUAUAUGCAAAAUACAGUCUCAUUUCUUUUAUUUUAGGGGUGAAAUUAAAAGCCGGGGCCUCAUUUAUAAAACUUAAGUAAAUCUAAAGUAGAUUUAAUUCUUAAAGUUUGCGUAGACACAUUCAAGAGUUUCCAUAGGGUGUGUGUAUACACACAUUUUAUUGCCUAUUUUGUGUGUACGCAAUGUUUAUACAUCAGGCCCGUGGUGUUGUUUAAUGAGAGCACAUUAAUGUUGUGUUUGUUUGUACACACUGAGUUUACACCAUAAACAUCUUGAUGAUUUAGUGUGAGGAUUUUGCAGAUGGACAUACAGUUUCAUUGACCUGUAAAUAAUCAAACGUAUAUGAAUAUAAUACUUUUCGGAUGAUAUACAUACCAAAAAUGUACAAAUGUAUAUUUGCUCAUCUGUUUCCUGAAAGGACAGAGGGCUUCCCAUAUUUUUUUAAAGAAAAGGGAAAAAUGAUGAAAAAGUAUAUAUGUGUUGAUAUCAGUGACGUUUGUUUUUACUUUAGCUCUGUUUAAAGUGCCCUAAAAGUCCAUUUUUUUAAAGUCUGUUAAAUCUGUUCAAAGCCAACAGCAGAAAUCCUAAAACAAACAGUACAGUACAUGGAUUUUAAAAGGGAACGUCCCUCGCAAAUCUUUUUUCAACUUUCAUAGGGUUUUACAGCAUCUUGUUGGCAUGGCGACACCAUUUGGACAAAUGGUGCUCUGUCGUCCAGAUAGGGCUUUGGUUUUUCUACACUCCACCUAGUGGUCUUUUGCCAAAUUGUAUUUUUAGAUUGCAUCGAGGGGGGACGGACCCCACUUUGUAAAGUGUUUGCCUUCCGUCUUUUGUAUGUUUCGCACACAGUAUUCAUGGU
Triplophysa rosa is the source of this 4002-nucleotide messenger RNA. RefSeq names its product fatty acyl-CoA reductase 1. The transcript has 13 exons. Gene Ontology annotation, cellular component: peroxisome. The record is from RefSeq and is a predicted model, not a curated record. Gene Ontology annotation, molecular function: alcohol-forming very long-chain fatty acyl-CoA reductase (NADP+) activity. Gene Ontology annotation, biological process: long-chain fatty-acyl-CoA metabolic process. The coding region runs from base 716 to 2263 and encodes 515 amino acids. NCBI's taxonomy places the organism in Eukaryota, Metazoa, Chordata, Actinopteri, Cypriniformes, Nemacheilidae.